CACAACUGAGUUACAGUACAGAUAUGGAGCCAAAGGGGCUUACGAAUCGAAUCAAGUAGGGAGGAAUUUAUAACCUAAAAAUCGUGUUUAUGACGAAAGAAAGAUGUGCGAUUGUUGAUAGAAUAGGUUUUAUAUGAAAUAAUAUUAUUACGAAAUUAUUAUUAUUUUAAAUUGGAUAAAAGUGGUUAGAAUAAAUAUACUUUAAUAUUUAUGUGAUUAUUCAUUCAUAAAAUUAAGAGACUGUUUACUCAGAUUUAAUUAUAACCUAAAAUUGCAAUGUUUUUAUGAAUGAUAAGAAAAAUAAAUCUCAUAACUAGCAAAUUUUGUUUGAGAGGAAUUCUAUUAAAUAGAAAUAGAAAUUUGACGUGAAAAUACAAUCUACUGCAAUAAUAAUUGAAAUAGGAUUGUUGAUGGAGUAGGCAAUGGCCAACCCAAGAUGGGCGGAAACCUCUGUCCCACGCAGUCUGCCAGACAAGGUUGCUCAGCUAUAUUAUGCACACGGCUUGUUUUGUGCUACCUACCCAUUUACUGUUAUUGUUUUUGCUGUUUCCCUAGUCCUGGUUUGUAGCUAUCCAUUGCUCAGCUUACCUCUUCCAGGCAAUCUUCCACAGCACUAUUCUGUAGAUGUUGCUAGCAAUUCGGCAGCUGUAGAUGCUCCAAGAUGGUUUCUGUCAUCUCCACCUUCCUGUUAUAUACAACAGAUUGUAAUGAAAUCAGCUGUAUUUCCAUGGACAGAAGAGAUGGAGUUAACAGAUGCCUAUCGUGCUCCUUUAGCUGAAGUAUUCCCAUUGCUAGAAGCCAUCCAGAAUUACCAAGAUUCCAAUAGUUCAGUCACUCUUGGGGAUGUCUGUAUGCAUGUGGAAACAGUUGUAUACAAGGACAAGAAGAGAAGUGGAAUACUACCAGAGUACAGUUGUCUUGUAUUGUCCCCAGCAAACCUGUGGCAUCUGGACUCCCACCGUUACCAUGAUGAUACUAAUCUCAUCAGUACUAUAUAUACUCACAAGAAUCUCCAAAAAAGAAAAACAAGUUUGUCCGAGCUACUGUUUGGACUUAACUUUAAGGAUACUGGUAUCAAACGUUAUGCUUUACGUAAACGGCAAAGGAUUAUCCAAUUUGCUAUAACUGUAGUGUAUCUUCAAUACCAUAAAGGAUACACGGACGGCCUGCGAGAACGGCUGAUGCGGCUUUACCCGCUCCACCAAUCUGCUGAUGUCUCAACCAACAGCUCCAUCAGUCCUAACUACUUUCACCAUAUUUACUAUCCCGGGGAGUUUGAUUUCAAGGAAUUAGUUCCGUUGACUGUGACAUAUCUCUUGCUCUUCUUCUACAUAUAUUUCUCUGUUCGCAAGAUUGAACUGGUACAUUCAAAGGUGGGCAUUGCUAUCAGUGCUGUGUUGACUGUACUGGCUUCGUUGUUGAUGUCAGCUGGCCUUUGCUUCUUUUUUGGAUUGGAUUUCACAGGCAGUGGUAGAGGCAGAGAGGUGUUCCCAUAUCUGGUGGCAGUAGUAGGCUUAGAGAACAUACUAGUGUUGACCAAAUCUGUAGUUUCAACACCGCCUCACCUUGAUGUUAAGAUACGUAUCGCUCAGGGUCUCAUGCGUGAGGGCUGGAGUAUUACCAAGAACCUUCUCACAGAGGUCACAAUACUCACUGUAGGACUCCUCACUCUAGUGCCAGCCAUACAGGAGUUUUGCAUUUUUGUCAUUGUUGGACUAUUGUGUGACUUCUUCUUGCAAACAUUCUUCUUCAGCACAGUAUUGGGCUUAGACAUCCGACGGAGGGAGAAGAUAGAACCAAGCCAGUUGUUUUAUCAUCAUUAUAGGUACAACCCAGUUCGCAGUUCUCCGAUGACUCGGUCCCACUCUGUGCCCCGCCUCAGUUACCCAACAACUCCUCCAAAGCUCCCCAAGAGACUGCAACUGGUCCACUUCUGGGCUCGUACAAGGAUAGUUCAACGAGCCUUCAUGCUGUGUAUGGUAGUGUGGAUUGGCGGUAUUGUUUACAGUGCCGAUAUUUUGCAAAAAAUCCUGCCCAUAGACUCUACAAGUGUUACAGGUAAAUUACCAGUAACUGACAGCACAUCUGAAGGAAUACCAACCCGAUAUCUAAGUCCAUUUUCUGGUAGUGGAGGUAGAAAAGCAGCUAUUCUGGACAUGGAGGCCAAGUUGAUGGCUGCAGAAGCAGCGCACAUACAGAACUUACAACAGGACAAAGGCAGUGAUGAGUUAUCCAGACUGAAGCCUGGAGACUACAGACCACUACAGAAACUGUCUCCUCACCAUUGGGCUGCCAUUCUGUCUCUGUACAACACCACGUUCCUGUCUGGUGGCUACAUAACUAUCCUGCCACCCAUUCAGCUGGCCAGUGCUGUGUCUCCUGAACAGGCAAUUGCACAACGAAAUGAAUUGGAGAAACUGUCAAAAAUUCCGUGGGAGCCCUUAGCCGCGGCUAUGGAUCCUUUUGACAUAGAUGACGAGUUUGUACCAUCUUUACCAACUCCAACACAAAUGUCUGAUGCUCCGUUCUUCCCUUCGUCUCCCAUGGAACUGUUUCUUACUGCCAUUCUGUGUAUCAUCAGUGUGUUGGUUCUCACAUAUACAUUUGUAGUGUUGUACAGAUGCAUUUGUUCAAGAAACUAUGCAGAAUGGAGAGCAAGCUGGAUGGGAACCAAAGAAGCAUCUGAUCCAUCAUCACAGGUUGUAUUGGAGGCUGUGCCAUUGGUCCUAUCUGGACACGCCCAACCAGUGGAGUGUCUAGCAAGUGAUGGGCACUGGCUUGUCAGUUCCUGUCUCGCAGGCAAUAUUCGUGUCUGGGACUCCACCACAGGUGAUCUUGUUGUCACCAUAACCAGAGCCAAGCCACAAAAUCCAUUGACAACUGGUGACGAAGAUGCGCUCUACAAGGAGUUAGAUAAUGUGUGUUCUCAAAUAAAGUCUCCUAACUCUAGAACGCUACACAACACAGCAACACAGUUCAAACCUGAUGCAGAUUCAGCUAUUGAUCCAUGUUUUUGUGUCAACGAUGUGCAUAAUAGUUGGUUAGGGAGAUGUAGAGAAAGUAGUAGUAACUAUGUUUUACCCCAAAAUGCCACUGUUUCUGAAACAGAAGCUCAAAGUUCAGACACAAAUAGUGAUCAGCACAAACAGAGUUCAGUGAUGAGGGAAACAGGUGGGGGGGAGUGUAAAGAUUACAGUCAAAGUACAGACGAUGGGCCGAGAAUUUCGCCAAUUUGGUGUUUAGACUGCCAGAACAAUCUCAUUGUUGUUGGCUGUGCCAGUGGACAUAUAGAAAUUUGGGAGGCUACCUCAGGCAAAUGUAAGUGCACAAUCAGCAACAGUAAUGAUGAAUCCGGAGUAACUUGUGUGCGGCUGGUGGGACAUCACUUUGUAGCAGCCAGACUGAGCGGUUCACUGGACUUCUACUUGUUGGACUGGGCCUCUCGACACUCCUCUCAUCGCAGAACUCACGUCCGAUCAAACAGUGCUGACAGUGUACCAGAGUGGAGUUUUGUAGAUGCAGCAAGUGAAGACUUUAAAUGUGUUUGCCUGUCUACUGCACGUGCACAUCAGCAACCUAUAACUGUCCUUGAUUCUGAAGGAGGUCGGGUUGUAACAGGCAGUCAAGACCACACUCUUAAAGUGUAUGGACUUGUAGACCAAGCUCCUUUUUUCACACUCCAUGGUCACUUUGGCCCAAUAACAACACUCUUCAUAGACAGGGUCACACCUUCUAUGGCUGGCUCAGGCAGUCAAGACGGCCUUCUUUGUGUCUGGGAUUUACAAACAGGAGCUUGCAUGUACAGUAUACAAGCCCACGAUGGAACGAUUACUUCUCUUACAUAUUCGGCAAGCUACAUUAUAAGUUUAGGCAGUGAUGAUCGACUGUGUGUUUGGGAGAGAUUCCAAGGCCAUCUCUUGAACACAAUACAAGUUGUACAUACCUACUGUAGCAGCAUGGUCAUGUUGACCCACAACCUGCUCAUCACUUCCAGACAGGGUUCCCUAGUUGUUUGGGAUGUGUGCUCUGGAGAACCAGUUCGGAUUGUCAAGCUUGGACAUUCAGACAAUUGUGUGUUUGUGCACCAGAUAGUUUUAGUUCAUGACAGUGUUGCUUGUGAUUACGGAAAGCAGUUGCGUAUUGUUCGUUUUCCUAUGGUACAUGAUAAAAUGGAUUAAUAAAAUUUUAUUUAUUCAGCUUUUGAUAA
Homalodisca vitripennis (glassy-winged sharpshooter) is the source of this 4207-nucleotide messenger RNA. Its product is annotated as sterol regulatory element-binding protein cleavage-activating protein-like. Lineage: Eukaryota; Metazoa; Arthropoda; Insecta; Hemiptera; Cicadellidae. Gene Ontology annotation, cellular component: endoplasmic reticulum membrane; Golgi membrane. Gene Ontology annotation, biological process: SREBP signaling pathway. The coding region runs from base 423 to 4178 and encodes 1251 amino acids. The transcript is spliced from 23 exons. Gene Ontology annotation, molecular function: sterol binding; protein binding. The record is from RefSeq and is a predicted model, not a curated record.